Messenger RNA from Thalassophryne amazonica, 6500 nucleotides. RefSeq names its product protein unc-13 homolog B-like. NCBI's taxonomy places the organism in Eukaryota, Metazoa, Chordata, Actinopteri, Batrachoidiformes, Batrachoididae. Gene Ontology annotation, molecular function: diacylglycerol binding; calcium ion binding; calmodulin binding. The record is from RefSeq and is a predicted model, not a curated record. Gene Ontology annotation, cellular component: synaptic vesicle membrane; presynaptic membrane; presynaptic active zone cytoplasmic component. Gene Ontology annotation, biological process: dense core granule priming; synaptic vesicle maturation; synaptic transmission, glutamatergic. The coding region runs from base 20 to 6460 and encodes 2146 amino acids. The transcript is spliced from 33 exons.
CGCCUCUUCUGUGGAGAAUAUGUUCUCUCGGAAUCGCUUCAAUGGACAACAUGGAGCAGGUGCUGCCCCUAAAGCAGGCGCAAAGGCUAAAGUCCAUCCACCCAAAAAGCGGGCUCCAAAUCCCAGAGUAGCUUUGGUCAUUCGUGGUAAGAUACAUCGCCUCCUGCAAGGGUCAUCAGAGCACCAUGUCCCAGUGUCUCACCACUGCUAUACUGAUACUGAAGAAGGAGAGUCACGGGGCAAAGGUAAAGAGCACAGGGGAACUUGUCCUAAGGUUCAUCAGAGGGCAGAGGCCUACUGUGAUAGAGUGCCAAAUGGUAAGGAAUGUGGACUAGCACAUGAGUCUCCAUGUGUUGGAGAGGUGGAACUGAACAGAGAAGGAUGCAUAAAAAUACCUUGCACUUUGCAACACAAAAUCUGCAGGCCACCAGGAAUUCUUAAAAGAACCUCUUCUGACAGUGGAGUUCAGACAAGACCGGAACAGUUGCGAGCAACCUCAGACUACACUUUAACUGGAACAGACAUCAUUGGUAUCAGAUUUGCAGAAGAUUGUGGCAAAGAAUUUCCUUCACCCCGUAUUCGGCCAAGGAGGCCUUUUUCAGCUGGUGAUUGCCUGAACUACAACUUCAGUAGAAGUCUUCCAGGUACAGUACUGGAAGAGGAUGAAGAAGGGUUAGGUGUGGAUAAAGAAGAGGAGUCCAGCACUGUCAUUGAGCACAUUUUAAAAGAACUGAGAGGAAUCAGCAAGAUCCAAGAAGAAAUCUCUGACCUCAGGGAUUACCUGACAUCUGUUCGAGGGUCAGUUGAGGAGGUGUCAUCCUGUGUCGAUGCUGUAUUGUUGGAGAUCGAAGGCAUUCGUUCCAGCAACAAAGUGGGUGUGGGUGUUCAAGCAAGUACUUGGUCUGGGGUUGAAAGUUACAAACGUGGAACAUUGCCUCGCAAAAGACCUACUAGUGCUUAUAGCACUUUAGGGACUUCAAAGCCAAAAUCUGAUUCAAAAUAUUUUCAUCAAGUUCGCAGUGAGCGCCAUACCAUCCAUGGAGAAUUGCUGCUUCCAAGGGAAGACAAAUCUAUUGCGUUCCCAACUGGUGAAUCAAUUGAUUAUCAAGAACUAGAGGAGCCAGAGGACAACUCUGACUAUAGCUCAGAUAUCCCAAUUGGAGCUGUAGCCAAAAAAAUUAGCUUUGGAUACCUUGAGAGGCAGGAUGGCCAAGACUGUGCAAGUACCAGCUCUUUAUCUUCAGGUCAUAGUUCAAAGUCUGAUUUAGUUCUAGACAGACCAACAUCCAGUCAUGGACGACAGCAGCAAAAAGCAGAUGAUGAAGAAGAAAAUUGGGCUAUUAGGGGAUCACCACAGCGUGCCAUUAGAGAACCUCAGUGGCAUCGGGAAUCUACUUACGCCAAUAAUCAAAAUCUAGAUGUACACAAAGGUGGAAGUCAUCCUUGUUGUGAUGGCGAAAGUAGCUGGGAUCCUUACAGAGGUGGAGCAGAAUAUGGAACAACAGAGCAAGGCUUAUCAGAACAUCGUGUUUCUCAGUCUCGUAAACAUUUCAAUUCACCUGCCAGCUCCUCGAGCAGGGAAGAGUGGCAAACACAGAGGCAAUGGUCUCAAAAUCACUCUUGGAGUGAAGCUUUAGCAGGUUCCAACACUGAGAGCUACACUGUGGGUUAUGAGUGUGCUGCUGAUUGUUCCUACCCCCAAAGUUCUGGUUAUCAUUCUGUGGAUGGGCAUGAUGGAGAAGGGGAAUUUGACCCUGGCCAAUCCACUGACCAAGGAUGCAACACAGACUGCCAGAUCAGUAGUUAUCAGGACUCUGUUAUAUGGACAGAGACAUCCCUGUGCAACUCUGCGGCUGACUUGGACUAUCCAUUUGUUCCUAACAUUAGUGCUGAUAACCAAAGCUCAGAAACCUGUCUCCAUUACUCUCGAUGUGCAGAGGCCCAGAGCGGUAGCUUCAAUGUAAAGCGCAUAGGUCGAGCUGUGCUUGAUUUUAGCUCUGCUUUGCGGGGUGCUUUACAGAAACUUGAGGUUGCUGGACCUCAGAAUUCUGAGGAGGACACAGAGUUUGAAAUAUCAUUUCCUUCUGACUCCUUCACAGGUGAGUUGCCAAACAAAUCUUUAUCUUUUAUGGCACAUUCUGAACAAGUAUAUGAAGAACCACCACCUCAAGGUUGUGUCUUUGGUAGUAGGGAUGCUGCUGAUGAAUUCAACCAAAUGAAUAUUCUGGACAAAUCAGAAGAGUCUUUGCUUGAAAAAGCUGACCAUAGACUUACAACUGAGUCCAUAGACACCAGCCAGCUUGCUCCCCCAUCACAUAACCUGUUUCCAAGCUCAAAAGAAUGUUUGUUCUGCCAUGAUUUAACCUCCACUACUGCUGCUACAAUACCCCCACCAGGUGGCCUUUUGGAAUGCACCACUGCGGAUUCCCUCUCCUUGUUAGCCAUUAUGCCUACAACACCACAGGAGCAAGUUUCCCCAAAUUUACUGCAGCAGCCUACAAAAGACUUUGCUGUGGCUCCAGAGGGCCCAAUACAUGAAGAUACAGAAGAGCGCCCCUCAGGGGUGAACCACAUGGAUGCACAGAGGAUAAAGUGCUUGAAGAGCUUCCAGCAGAUCCUGCGUGAGAAAAGGGAGAUGAGGCGCAACCUGUCCAGUGUGACCAUAUCAACCUUCUCCCAGGAGGAUUUUCUACCAGAUGGAAGUCAAGAUGGAGAUCAGGUUACCCCCCCUGACUUUGUCCCUUCAAGCCGUGAUGAAGAUGGUGACCCCAUCAAGCACACAUGGGCAAAGCCUGGAGAAAACGCACCAUUUGGUAUUGACAGCAUGCCAGUACUCCAGAAGAGGAAGCCCAUUCCUCUUGUUAGUGAACUGGCGAUGUCUAUGAUACAGUCCAGGAAAGCAGGACUCACCCACGUACUGGCCACACAGACCACACUGAAAGAUGAGGAGCUGAAAAACCACGUGUAUAAGAAGACGCUGCAGGCUCUGAUCUAUCCCAUCUCCUGCACCACGCCCCACAAUUUUGAGGUGUGGACGGCCACCACGCCCACCUACUGCUACGAGUGCGAGGGUCUGCUGUGGGGCAUCGCCCGACAGGGAAUGCGCUGCACCGAAUGUGGGGUCAAAGUGCAUGAGAAAUGCCAGGAGCUCCUAAAUGCUGACUGCUUACAGAGAGCAGCAGAGAAGAGCUCCAAGACGGGAGCAGAGGACCGAACGCAGCACAUCAUCAUGGCCAUGAAGGACCGGAUGAAAAUCCGUGAGAGGAACAAACCUGAGAUCUUUGAGGAGAUCCGAAAGGUGUUCAACAUCUCUAAGAUGGUUCAUUCCCAGCAUAUGAAAAACAUCAAACAGAGCGUCUUGGAUGGCACCUCCAAGUGGUCAGCCAAGAUCACCAUCAACGUUGUCAGUGCUCAGGGUCUCCAGGCCAAAGACAGAACAGGAUCCAGUGACCCAUAUGUUACCAUUCAAGUUGGAAAAUCCAAGAAAAGGACGAAAACCAUCUAUGGCAACCUGAACCCAGUCUGGGAGGAGAAGUUCAGCUUUGUGUGCCACAACUCUUCUGAUCGCAUCAAGCUUCGGGUUUGGGAUGAGGAUGAUGACAUCAAGUCUCGGGUGAAGCAGCGCCUGAAGAGGGAAUCUGACGACUUCCUGGGUCAGAGCAUCAUCGAGGUCCGAACGUUGAGUGGAGAGAUGGAUGUUUGGUACAACCUGGAGAAACGAACAGACAAGUCGGCGGUGUCGGGUGCCAUCCGUCUCCAGAUCAACGUGGAGAUCGAAGGAGAGGAAAAAGUGGCACCGUACCACAUACAAUACACGUGCCUUCAUGAGAACAUGUUUCUCUGCUACAUGUAUGUGGAGAGUGGCGGUGCGGUUAAGAUCCCUGUGGCUCAGGGUGACGAUGCUUGGAAGGUUUACUUUGAUGAGUUGCAGCAGGAAAUCGUGGAUGAAUUUGCGAUGCGAUACGGCAUUGAGUCCAUCUACCAGGCCAUGACUCAUUUCUCUUGCCUGUCCUCUAAGUACAUGUUGUCGGGCGUUCCAGCAGUGAUGAGCACCUUGCUGGCCAACAUCAAUGCCUUCUACGCCCACCCUACCGCUUCCACCAAUGUCCCUGCUCCAGUUCGAUUUGCAGCCUGCAACUUUGGGCGAGAUCGUUUUGUGAAGCUCCUGGAUCAGCUUCACAACUCCCUGCGUAUCGACCUCUCCAUGUACAGAAACAACUUUCCUGCCAGCAGUAAGGCUCGCCUCCAUGACCUCAAGUCGACGGUGGACCUACUAACCAGCAUCACCUUCUUCAGGAUGAAGGUCUUGGAGCUGCAGAACCCCCCAAGGGCAGCCAGCAUGGUGAGGGACUGCAUCAAGGCUUGUCUCAACUCCACCUACGAGUACAUCUUCAACAACUGUUUGGAGCUUUUCAGCAACCAGUUCCAGCCCUCUAUCCAACCACCUGAGCUGGAGAAGAAGAAGACGAGGAAGGAAAGAGCUGACGAUGAGGAUGAUGAAGAGGAGGAGGAAAAGGAGAAGAAAGAGCAGAGCCAGUCGGAGGAGCAGGGCCCCAGCAUCCGAAACCUGGACUUCUGGCCCAAACUGAUCACCCUUAUUGUGUCCAUAAUUGAAGAAGACAAGAACACUUACACUCCUGUCAUCAACCAGUUUCCUCAGGAGCUGAGUGUGGAUAAGGUCAGCGCGGAAGUCAUGUGGAUGCUCUUCUCUCUAGACAUGAAAUACGCCCUUGAAGAACACGAGAAGCAUAAGCUUUGUAAGACUGCUGACUACAUGAACCUGCACUUCAAAGUGAAGUGGCUUUACAACGAGUACAUUAAAGACCUGCCGGCCGUCAUGGACACUGUGCCCGAGUACCCAGAGUGGUUUCUUCAGUUCGUCCUGUCCUGGCUGGGGGAGAAUGAGGAGGUGUCGAUGGAGUUCAUGCAGGCGGCGCUGGAAAGAGACAAGAGAGAAGGGUUCAAACAAACAUCUGAGCAUGCCCUGUUCUCCAGCUCAGUGGUAGAUAUCUUCACCCAGCUCAACCAGAGCUUUGAGAUCAUCAGGAAGCUGGACUGCCCAAACCCCAAAGUUGCGGCACAGUACAACCGCCGCUUCGCCAAGACAAUCACUAAAGUGCUGCUGCAGUACUGCACCCUGCUGGCCAAAAACUUCUCUUCCUACUGUGAGAAGGAGAAGAUUCCUUGUGUGCUGAUGAACAACAUCCAGCAGAUGAGGGUCCUGCUGGAGAAAAUGUUUGAGUCAAUGGGAGCCAAACAGAUGGACACGGAGGCAGGAGAUAUUCUCAACGAUCUGCAAGUGAAGCUCAACACUGUCCUGGAUAAUUUCAGCACUCUGUUUGCGAAGAGCUUUCAGGCUCAUAUCAGCAGCUGCAUGCGUCAGACAGCUGAGAUCCUCUACCAGAUCAAAGGUCCUCCCAACCCCAGCACGGUGGAGGCCGACGCCGAUGCCAUACUGCGGCCGCUCAUGGAGUUCUUGGAUGGAAACCUGAGUGUGUUUGCUGACAUCUGUGAGAAGUCAGUGUUGAAGAGGAUCCUGAAGGAUCUUUGGAAGAUCGUCCUCAGCAGCCUGGAGAAAACCAUCGUUCUUCUGCAGAGCAACGACAGCCUGAGUGCUCAGCUCCUUACGGCAGCAAAAGGAUUAUCUAAUCUCAAGGGAGGAGGAGAAGCUAAAACCCUGACUGCCAAACAGUGUGCAAUUAUCGAUGCCGGGCUGGAAACAAUCAAGCAAUAUUUCCAUGCUGGUGGAAACGGGCUGAAAAAGGCCUUCGUGGAGAAAAGUCCUGAACUCACUUCACUGCGUUAUGCGCUUUCCCUUUACUCUCAGAGCACAGAUGCUUUGAUCAAGACCUUCAUCACAACUCAACACUCACAAGUGAACAAUGGAACAGGCAUCAGAGUCACUCCCAGUGAGAAGGUUCAUCCUAACCGAGGCUCCGGUGUGGAGAAGCCCAUUGGCGAGGCCGUGAUCCAGAUUGACAUGAUGCUUGGGAAGGAACGUAAAGUUAAUGUUCGAGUCAUCGCUGUGAACGACAUGAAAUGGCAAACAUCCGGGAUGUUCCGGCCCUUUGUGGACAUCUCCAUGGUGGGUCCUUUGCUUGCUGACAAGAAACGAAAGUUUACCACAAAGUCCAAGAACAAUAGCUGGUCGGCCAAGUUCAACGAGACCUUUCAGUUCCUUCUGGGUAAAGAGUCUGCAGACUGCUACGAGCUGCAGCUGACCGUGAAGGAUUACUGUUUUGGUCGGGCGGAUCGAGUGGUUGGCAUUGCCUUGGUCCAGCUCAGAGAUGUGGCCGAUCGUAAGAGCUGCGUGUGCUGGUGUCCUCUGGGGCCGCGUAUUCACACCGAUGAGACAGGCAUGACAGUGAUGCGAAUCCUCUCGCAGCGAGGCAGCGAUGAGGUGGCGAAGGAGUUUGUGAAGCUCAAGUCUGAGAAUCGACCAGUGGAGGAGGGCAGAUGAACGGAAACACGGGGUUUGAGCAUCGUUGAAAAUGUGAAGU